Messenger RNA from Adineta ricciae, 593 nucleotides. Lineage: Eukaryota; Metazoa; Rotifera; Eurotatoria; Adinetida; Adinetidae. The record is from the annotation of a GenBank genome assembly.
CGAUCGAACGAUCAUCAUCACAACCAACGUCUCUCGCUGUUGGAGAUUUUGAUAACGAUACUCGACUAGAUGUUGUUAUUGCUGAUAACUCGACAAAUACUAUCAGAAUACUAUUUGGAUCGGGUUACGGUAGUUUUACACACGAGAUCAGCUAUUCAACUGAUACUGACUCCCAUCCAUGUCCAGUUGUUGUUUCUGACAUUAACGAUGAUGCUCUCUUGGAUAUAAUUGUCGCAAACUCUGGUACAAACAAUGUUGGUUUGUUUCUCGGAAAUGGGAAUGGAACAUUUCAAAAUCAACGAACUUAUUUUACUGGCAUUCAUUCAAGGCCAAAUUCUGUAGCUGUGUUAGAUUUUAAUAAUGAUACCUUUUUGGAUAUUGCUGUAGCCAAUUAUGAUUCAAGUAAUAUUCAAAUCUUUCUUGGUAACGGUAAUGGAAGUUUCAGCGAUGAUUUAAUAUUUAAUACUGGUUAUCGUUCAUAUCCAUAUUCACUCACCGUUGGGGACGUCAACAAUGAUAAUUUAACGGAUAUUAUUGCUACUAAUGAUGGAUAUGGAAACGUUGAUGUUAUCAUGAAAACCUGUUCAAAUUAA